Molecule: messenger RNA, 333 nt
Organism: Adineta steineri
Lineage: Eukaryota; Metazoa; Rotifera; Eurotatoria; Adinetida; Adinetidae
Source: the annotation of a GenBank genome assembly
AUGUCAUCAAUUCCACCUAAUUCUCCUAUAAUCGAUUCAAUAUCAGGUUCAUCAUCAGAACGAACAUCAUCACCACAAUCAUUAUCAACAGAAUUAUUUAAUCGUCUACAAGCUUUUCAAGUCUAUUUGGAAAUGUCUGGUUCAAUUGAUGCAUUAACAGAUUGUAUUGCACAACUUAAUGUAUCAUAUUCCGUAUCCUAUUCAACACCACUUGAACAAUUUAAAGCUAUUCUUCGUUCAAAACUUCCACAAACAAUUGAAGCUGAUUGUUUACAACAAGAAAUUGAUGAACUUAAAAUAAAAAUUGCUCAAUUACGGCAAGAAAAAAAUUAA